Plasmodium cynomolgi strain B is the source of this 828-nucleotide messenger RNA. RefSeq lists its product as hypothetical. Lineage: Eukaryota; Apicomplexa; Aconoidasida; Haemosporida; Plasmodiidae. The record is from RefSeq and is a predicted model, not a curated record. The transcript is spliced from 2 exons. The coding region runs from base 1 to 828 and encodes 275 amino acids.
AUGUUCUUAUCUUAUUAUUCAUUUUGCAUAAAUUCAACUCAUUAUAAUGAGGUAUUUUUAGAUUAUGUUAAAAAUAAUAAAGAAGAUAAUGCUGUUGUAAAGGAUAUAAAAUGCGAUUCAAUACAAUCUAUUAAGGCUAUCUCUGGUGUUUUAUCUGCUGAGGACAUAUGUAAAGAAUUUGUGUUACUAUAUAAAUCUUUUAGUGAAUACCAUAACAAAUUAAGAACUCUAGAUAAAGAAAUAUUUUCAUUUGUCGAUUGUGAUUUCUUGAACUACUGGCUAAAUGAUAAAUUAAGAAAAAGUGUUAAAGAUGGUGAUGAAAUUGAUGUAAGAGGUUUUUAUAGAGAAAUAAAGAAUAAUAAUCCAAAAUUUUUUUCUGAUAAUGAAGGUUUGGAAAAUUAUAUAAAUAAUAUAGAUCCAGAAAUAUUAAAAAAUAUGAAAUUAUUAUAUGAUUUAUAUUACAAUAAGAAUAUAAUUUUAACUAUGUUAGACGGAGAUUACACAUAUCCCGAAAAUAAUCCAUGUUCAGAUUACACAAAGGAUUGUCAUGAAGAAUAUGAUAUAGCAAUAAAUAGGUGCUAUGGUGUUUAUGAUGAAUUUUAUAAGGCACUAAAGGAUUUUAAAAAUGAUUAUAAUUCCAUAUUUAGGAUAAGCACUAAAGAUGAAUAUAAUUGUAGAGGGAACAAUCAAUAUCUAUUAAUGGAGUACGAUCCUGUUCUAGAAAGAUAUAGAGAAGAGAAAAAAAUCAUGCUAAUUCAAGGAUUAACUAUCUCCCUAAUACCCUUACUCAUAAUUCCACUGAUAUAUAAGGUUAAAAAAUAUCAUUGA